This is a messenger RNA of Thyridium curvatum, 1620 nucleotides long. RefSeq lists its product as uncharacterized. The record is from RefSeq and is a predicted model, not a curated record. NCBI's taxonomy places the organism in Eukaryota, Fungi, Ascomycota, Sordariomycetes, Thyridiales, Thyridiaceae. The coding region runs from base 1 to 1620 and encodes 539 amino acids. The transcript is spliced from 4 exons.
AUGGCCCCUGUGCCGUCUGGUCCCCAAGUGAGAUUCGCGCCAGUCGCGCUGGUUGGCGCGCACAUAUCGACUGUUCUCUACCUGUCCUUUGUAGUAGGAAGAGGACUCUACAGAUCGUACCAGGGCUUAGGUCCCGCGCAAGACAUCAGGUCUCGAGAGUCGCGCCGGAAGAAGCUCAUCCCUGUCUUCGCGUGUCUCGCAGCCUUGGCUCUUGGGCUUGCUGGAUACUCCUCGGCAAGAUAUGCGAUUUUGUCCUACCAAGUCUGGGCUGACCAGCAUGGCCUCGAUCUCCCAAAGAGGCUCUUUGGCACCGCUAUCCCGUUCAUUGAGCGGGAGAACACCACCAAGGUUCAUAUAGGCCGAUGGCUGUCGGAUACGUCGAUAUAUAUGGAUGCCCUCGAGAUUGUGGCCGAGAAAGCGCGUCGCUUCUGGUGGGGACAGCAGAUUGACCUCGCCACUAUUCCUUGGACUUUGCUCCUGACGAUCGAAGGACGCCGACGGCGCAUUCCAUACUUAUGGGCUUACCUGCUCUUGGCUCACCUCGUGAACCUCUCGUUUGCUCAAAACUUGUUCUAUGUCGCGCUACUGUUGACUCCUUUCCCCCUUGCGGGAGGCGCAACUACUCGGAUUGGCCGGGCGCUCGAGGCUGUCUUCCCUUUGAAGCCUGCUAACUGGCACCCAAGACCCUGGAUUCUCACUGGGUUGCUUGGUCUCUGCUACUCCGCCAUAUUCCUGCUGCCGUAUGCAGCAGAGACCACGAGUUUUGCCAGCACAGUCAUCUUUUCGAGGACCUUCGCAUUGGCUCUAUUGGCUGUGCCGAGCAUCAUGCCCACGUCUUGGGGUACUACUCACCCACACCCCCAUGAUGUCUACAAGGGCUACAAGACCUUGUUCCGAUUUUCUUCGCUCAUGAGUGUCCUGUUACACGCCAAAGCUACCCUCGUUGGCAUCAGCUCCAACUAUCCGGAACCGCACUACCAUCGACAUAGCAUCAGAACUUCUUUGGACAACGAAGUUGGGAUGGACUGGGAGCAGAGUGCCACUGCUUUUGGACGUAUUCUUGCGUCUACUUCAGAUCACCCAGUAGUCGCUGCCAUCGCUCGUGAUGUGGUUCUCUCGGCGAUCAGUCUAGGUAUCUGGGCAGCUGUGAGAGCUCUCGAUGCCAACGACAUUCUGGCCUCAGCUAUCCCGCUCUAUGGCGCUGGGCCCAACUCUCUCACGGACGACAUUGCAAGCAUAGCGAGUAGCGAGACCGCUGCGAUAAAGGAGGAGGACAUCAAGCUUGAAGAUCCCGAGCCUUCGAGGACGCCGGCGAAGCGAAAGAGUAGGAAAUCCAAGGCCGGCAACGACCAUGCCGAGGGAGCUGACGAUGAGACCACGACCCCUUCAGGCACUCGCCGGAGACGGGGAGCGCGGAAGUCUAAACCUGACCCCGAGGAGGUUCCCGGUGACAAGACUUACAAGCCUAGUCCCAGUGUCAGAGCGGGUGUUGCGGAGGGCGACACUAUCACCGAAGGUCUUGACUGGGAGGCCACGGCUCUUACAUGGGGACUCACGACACUAGGCGGGCUCGGAUGCGGAAGUGCUGGUGUUUACGGUGGCGAAUGCAUCUCGCGAUAA